AUGUCUUUUGGCCACGUCAUGACAUCAAGCAGGCAGGGUUUGUCUUCGUACAACCCAUGGCCUAGCCGCAUAGGGAUGAUGACGUCCUCUUUUACAGGGCAGUGGAGCAAACCUGCGACGCCAGACGUGAUUGCUCGUCGUCAUAGAACAACUCAGACUUCAUUCGGUCGACGCUUUAGUACAACGGCGGUCGCACCAAUAAACAAUGACCGGACGAGGAGUUUUAAUACCGAUCAUGCGAAUUAUAGAGGGGCCUUUGAUAUUGACCGAGUACGAGCGGCGCUAGCCGAGGUGUGGCGUCACGAAGAACAGCUCCUUCAGGGUGUUUCGAACAAGUCUACUGUCGCUCGUGUUGAUGCUCCAAGGCAGCGGCAACAAAAAGAGGACACUUCUGGCUCUUCCACUUUGAGCCAAGAACAACAAGCUGUGAAGAUCACCAGUGUGCAGUAUGGUGAUUCACAGGCCAAGUGGCACUAUUUGGAUCGCGAAAUGAGUUCGAAUAUGGCGGGAGAAACGGGUGCUGUGUUUAUCUAUCGCGGUGCCAGAGCAGCGGCAUUGGCCCGAUUGUGGCUGUGGGAACGAGGUCUCGGAUUACUUUCGCAACUUGCCUUAGCAUCACUUUCACAGCAGCAGCUGCGAGAGCGCUUUAUAAACGUGCAACGUCGAGAUCGGCUAAUGCUAGACUUCGUAUCAUCGCAUCUGGAUGCCGAACAAAAACACUUGGAUCUUUUCAAGAACGCUUUCAACGGGCGUCCCUGGAUGCAUACGCGAUUGCUGCCACUCUGGCGUGUAGGCGGGCUCACUCUCGGCUUCACGCCAGCGUUUUUUGGUGGGGGUGUGUGGUUGUAUCACACAGUUGAGGCUGUCGAGACCUUUGUAGAGGGCCACUACAACGAACAGAUCCGAUACCUUCACAACUACAUGGGAAACCAGGUUCCUGUACAGAGUGUACUAUCUUCCCCAAAACAAGGGCAACCUCCAGCUCCGCACCUGAAGCAGGCAGCUCAGGAGGGUAUUCGAGAAGUCGAGAACAAGGUAGACGUAGAAAGCAGCGUGUCUUCAGAAUCUGAAGACGGGAAAAAAACGCUGCGCAAAAAACGAUCAUUCCAACGACAGUCGUCUGUGCGUAGACCGGGAUGGAACGCGAGUCAGGAGAACAGCAAUUACAGGCAGCCUUCUCAGGAAAGCGAUCGGAAUCACCAAGAAGAAAUCGAGAAGAGUAAGACAGAUAUGGCAAGAAAAACCGAUGUUCAUCCUGAGCAUGAACAAGAAGAGAUCACUCCUGAUAAAACAACUGAAGAUAUGUGUACGGCACACUCAGACGUAACUCUAUCUAGUGAAAACGGAACAAUAGUAUCAACAACCCUAGAGGACACUAGAAGGAGCGAGAAUGUCCAGGAGCUCGUGCGGAUGUUGCGAAGUUGUUGCGAGGACGAGAUUCACCAUAAGGAUGACGCGCAAGAGAAGCUCCUAGCGGAAGAUGCGAAAAUACGCCUAUCGCAUCGCUUCUGGCGCUCUGUAGUCUUUCAUGGAAGUGCGACCGCUGCAACAAUCGCGAAGUACGUUUAAUGAAAUUCGUUGUACUUCCUACUUGUAGAAUUCAACGCGCGAUCCUUGUUUGUGUGCAGGAAAGGUUUGGCGUUUAUUGAGGUCGAUGAAUAUUUUUCCAAAAUUAGCGAGAUAUAGUAGGUGGCUAAAUGCUCGUGUAAACGUAAAGAUUAUGGUAACUCGUAUAUGACCACUAAAACUUUGCAUCAGCAUUUUCCGGGUCCAUACUCCAUGCUUUUCUCUAAGUUAGAUCUACUAGUCAGUGUGAUGUACCAUGUCAGAGUCUUUGGCUAUUUGUCAUUGAAAUGGCUUUUGUGAUAAUUUGGAGCUCAACGACGAGCUUCUCCUCUUUACACUUGUGGGCUGUCAAGAAUGCCUCAAGAACAAAUUGUGAAGUUGAAAAUAGACUGUGAUGUGAAGAGCAGCAUACAAAACAUUGUACAAAUUGAAAAUUUAGUCCUAGUCCAAGCCGUUUAGAUUCUCGUCGUUUAUUUCGAGAGAUUCAAAAAAAUGGUUCUUUCAUCUAUUCAAAAUCUUUAAGGAACAAU
Messenger RNA from Amoebophrya sp. A25, 2096 nucleotides. The record is from the annotation of a GenBank genome assembly. Lineage: Eukaryota; Dinophyceae; Syndiniales; Amoebophryaceae.